Molecule: messenger RNA, 468 nt
Organism: Meloidogyne enterolobii
Lineage: Eukaryota; Metazoa; Nematoda; Chromadorea; Rhabditida; Meloidogynidae
Source: the annotation of a GenBank genome assembly
AUGCCUAUUGCUAAAACUACUGCCAUUCGUCGAACACUUGAAAAAAUCUCGGAUGAAUUAGAUAAAAUUGCAAAGGAGCUAAUACCCGGAAGUCUCGACUGGCCAACUAUUGUUUAUGUCAAUAAAGUUCAAGAACAGACUGACACAUACUCGGACGACCUUGACUUGUUAUUUGACAUAGUGAAUUCUACUUUAUACGAAGCAAAGCUUAAAUUAAAAAAUGAAAUUGCUAAAGCAGAAAAAAUAAACGACGAGGAAGAUUGGAUUGCCGUGGAUAUGGCUGCCGAUGAAUUUAUUAAAACAGCAACAGCCGCAGUGUUUUUUGAUGAAGAAUACCAUUUGGCCGAUAAUGCUUACCUUACUUAUCUUUUCAAAGAAGAGAUUGUUUUAUUGCUGAAUGAUGGAACUUUAAAGAGUGCCGAAGACUUUAAUAAAAAUGAUUUAAUCCAGAAACAUUCGACAAAUUAA